Messenger RNA from Pieris rapae (cabbage white), 716 nucleotides. RefSeq lists its product as uncharacterized. The transcript is spliced from 5 exons. Bases 139 to 687 code for a protein of 182 amino acids. The record is from RefSeq and is a predicted model, not a curated record. Lineage: Eukaryota; Metazoa; Arthropoda; Insecta; Lepidoptera; Pieridae.
UUCUAAGUGUUUCAUGUCUUUAUUUUUACUGAAUUAAAUAAUGUCAUAAUAAAAAUCAAUGUUCAUAAUAAUAAAUAUUUAUAGUUAAAUUUCUGUAGUUUGAGACAAGGUUCAACGGUUUCUAGUGUACGAUCCGAGAUGGAAAGUGAAAAAUACACUGCCGAAGUCGCUGGUAGCAGCCGCGAUGAUAACUGGCGUCGGAGAUGCGGCUGUCUCAAAACCAGUGAAAAGUUAAAAAAGAUCCUGGAGACUUUCCCAUCGGCACCUCCGCCCACACCAGUGGAAGAUGUGUCGCUUAUUCCACUAAAACACACGUGCAUAUCGGCGUACUGUAGCCAAGUUCACCAUCCGCCGUUUAGCCAAAUUGACGAAUCACCUCGACCGAGAUUGAAAUCUUUGGAUAGCGAUACAAAAUUAAGAAAGGAUACGUGCAAAGCUGUGCGAGUGCUAAGGGAAUUGGUACAACUAUUGCAGUUCUCUGUGACGACUACGGCGGUGGCUAUAUACUACCUCAUAUAUUGUUAUAUGCAACUUAUAUACUAUACACUGUGGAGUGCUAUUUACUUCCACAAUGCGGACGGGCCUAUGAAAAUAACGAUUUCCCUAAUAGCCAUCACAUCAAUUGUGAUAUUUAUUAAUUUAAUAUACAAGUUGGAGAAAUUUAUCGGCAUUGGAAUGAUGGACUGACUAAAAUUCUGGAGUAUUAUUGCAGAAGA